AAUUUACUACGGCCAGUCUGGAAUAAAGAAUCAGCAGGAACAGUAGUAAUAGCAGCAGUUCCUUACGUUCAUAUAAUAUACUUUGUAAUAAUAUACUUAAUUUUAAUAUUUUUAUCAAACGUUGAUAUUGACUAUGAAUGAAAUUUUAUUAAGUUAUUUUUUUUUAAUUAAAUGAAAGUGCCAUUUAAAUAAAUAUUCUACAUUUUACUCCAAAAAAAUAAAACUAUUGUAGAUGUAAAAUUUCAAGUGUGGUUACAAGGCUGUAGAGAAAGGUAAAACAAUUUUCAUUGUGAAGAAACUUUCAAGAUAUAUUUCGUAUAGCUAGUAAACACUAUGGGCUACAGCUCAGAAAUGAAUGGCUGUGGUCGUUUUAUGAAGUUUUCGUUAUUUUUUGUAAAUUUCAUUAUCUUCAUCGGUGGUUGUAUAGUAGUAGGCCUUGCAGCUUGGGCUUUAGUUGAUCGAGUACCUGCUCUUAGCAAAUUAGUAAAUGAUGAUCUAUUAACAGGAGCUACCUACGUACUUCUUGUUGGAGGAAUCAUUGUUGCUGUUAUAGCAUUUUUCGGUUGCAUUGGUGCAUCUCGAGAAGUAAAAUGUAUGCUACUUACGUAUUUCAUGAUAGUUUUUCUACUUUUUAUAACAAUGUUGAUUGGCGGAGUAUUGGGAUAUGUAUUUCGAGGGAAAAUUUAUGGAGAAAUAGAGCAAAGAAUGAAAAAUUCAUUACGUUCAUAUCAUAGACAUGGUAUAACUGAAGCCUGGGAUAUAACUCAAGAGACUUUCCAUUGUUGUGGAGUUCAUGAUUAUCGUGAUUGGAAUCUGAAUGGACUUAAUAUGCCAGAAUCAUGCUGUCGUGAAAUUGCUCCAAAACAGCAUCUUAAAUGUACUACAUACACUCGGAUAGAUCCUUCUACGACAUACAUAAAUGGAUGUUUGAAUACGACUCAAGUCUACGUACAAAAACAUGCUGUCAUACUUGGUGGUGCUGGAAUUGCAGUUGCAAUUCUGAUGUUUUUCGGUAUGAUUUUUUCAUGUGCCUUAUUCCGGAUGAUCAAAUGAGCUAUCAAAUACUUCAUAAGUAACAAACAGAAAAAAAAAAGAUUGUUGUUAAUAAAUCUUACCCAACUUAGUCAUUUUCUAAUAUAAUUUUUGAUUGUGUAUAAUAAUAUGACAUGUAUAUAAUAAAUAUAUACGUUUUAAUUAAAAAAAAAAUAUGUCAAAAACAUGGUGUAUAUUUGUAUA
Messenger RNA from Chelonus insularis, 1236 nucleotides. RefSeq names its product Tetraspanin 74F (gene Tsp74F). Bases 334 to 1053 code for a protein of 239 amino acids. NCBI's taxonomy places the organism in Eukaryota, Metazoa, Arthropoda, Insecta, Hymenoptera, Braconidae. The transcript has 7 exons. The record is from RefSeq and is a predicted model, not a curated record. Gene Ontology annotation, cellular component: plasma membrane.